Zalophus californianus (California sea lion) is the source of this 834-nucleotide messenger RNA. Its product is annotated as checkpoint protein HUS1-like. Gene Ontology annotation, biological process: double-strand break repair via homologous recombination; mitotic DNA replication checkpoint signaling; meiotic DNA integrity checkpoint signaling. Bases 1 to 834 code for a protein of 277 amino acids. Gene Ontology annotation, cellular component: site of double-strand break; checkpoint clamp complex; nucleolus. The record is from RefSeq and is a predicted model, not a curated record. The transcript has a single exon. NCBI's taxonomy places the organism in Eukaryota, Metazoa, Chordata, Mammalia, Carnivora, Otariidae.
AUGAAGUUUCGGGCCAAGAUCAUGGACGCGGCCUGUCUGAACCACUUCACGUGGGUCAGUGCCAUGAUAGCCAAGCUUGCCAAAACCUGCACGCUCCGCAUCAGCCCGCAGAAGCUGAACUUCAUCCUCUCGGACAAAGUGGCCAACGGAGGGGUGAGCAUGUGGUGUGAGCUGGAACAGGAGAACUUCUUCAGUGAAUUCCAAGUGGAGGGGGUGUCUGCGGAAAACAAGGCCAUCUCUUUAGAGCUGAUGUUGGAAAAUUUAUCUCAAGCGUUGAAAACGGCCUGGAAUGCCAGAGCCUUGAAGAUCAAGCUGACGAAUAAACACUCUCCCUGCCUCACGGUCUCUAUAGAGCUGUUAUCUGUGUCGAGCAGUAGCCGCAUUGUGACAUAUGACAUCCCUGUUAAGGUUAUUCCUAGAAAAUUGUGGAAGGAUUUGCAAGAACCUACAGUCCCAGUCUCCGAUGUUAGUAUUUAUUUACCUGUCUUGAAGACGAUGAAGAGCAUUGUGGAAAAAAUGAAAAACAUCAGUAAUCACCUUAUUAUCGAAGCAAACCUAAGUGGAGAAUUGAACUUGAAAAUAGAAACAGAACUAGCAACUCACUUUAAAGACCUGGGGAACCCUCCGUCAGCCUCUGAAGAUGCCUCUCAGGAUAGAGACCCAGAGCAGAUGGCUGAGGUGCACGUAGACAUCCAGAAGCUCCUGCAGUUCCUCGCUGGGCAGCAAGUGAAUCCCACGAAGGCCGUGUGCAACAUUGUCAGUAACAAGACUGUCCAUUUUGAUUUGCUCCAUGAAGACGUUUCCCUGCAGUACUUCAUCCCGGCCUUCUCCUAG